Neolamprologus brichardi is the source of this 2955-nucleotide messenger RNA. The record is from RefSeq and is a predicted model, not a curated record. NCBI's taxonomy places the organism in Eukaryota, Metazoa, Chordata, Actinopteri, Cichliformes, Cichlidae.
AUGGCAGACAAGAAGCCAUUCUCAAGUGUGACUGUUGCCCCAACUGCACAGCUGGCAGACAGAAGAAAAUCAGAAGAGUUGGAGAUCUGUAAGAUGAGGCUAGAGUGGCAAAAGGAGAAGAUUGAUGAGCUCACCAAAGAAAGACUAUCUAAAGGAGCAAUUAGCAGCAUCUCUCUCAAAGGAACCCACAAGUUCUGUCCAGGAUCCAUAUCUUCACUGUCCUCUGAUGGGUCUUUUGAUGAGAGUUCUGACUCAUCCAUGAGCACAACUUCAUUAGAUAAAGACAGGAAGAAGAGGAAGAAGGGCAAAGCAAAAAAGCACAAGAAGUCAAAGAUACAUGACCAAAAAGAAAGAACAAGAGUCCAGAGUCCUAAGCAAGUGGUCACCCAGUAUAACAAGAGGCUGUUCAAAAGAGGAGGCGCCAUGUCUGCUGCCUUUAAACAUCUGGGAGUGGACCCGAACAUGAUUGUGGCAACUGCUCCAAUUGCUGAGCUAUUCAUUGUUGCACCUGAGAGAGGAAAUGAUGAAUUGUUCUAUGAGAAGAACCCAUGUCAUUUACCCCAGGCUCCCGGUCCCUGUCGAGGGCUCGUGUCACGCUUCUUCUUUGACAGCUCGAGUCAGGAGUGCAAGCAGUUCUAUUAUGGAGGAUGUUUUGGCAAUGCCAACAAUUUCAGGACCAUGGCUGAGUGUCAGGCAAAAUGUCUAAAUCCAGCACCAGAAUCUCCUUCUCCAAGAAAAGACGAUGUUCAGCCAAUCAUCGAGACUGGGGAACAAAUUGCAAAUGCACCUUUGGUGCAAGGGAAUGACACAAAUCCAGAGACAAACGAGCUGUGCUUCAGACCUGUGGACAAGGGGACAUGUAGUGGUUCAGAGAACAGAUAUGCAUACAUUCCAGAAAGAAAGCGAUGCCAGGUAUUUUCCUACAGCGGCUGUGGAGGGAAUGAAAACAACUUCAUAACCCGGAGACACUGCUUCCACAAAUGCAUCAGAAAGGGUCAUGGGAAGAGGAUGACGAUCCGAGUAAGGAGGAAAAACUUACACAACAUUCUUAAUUACUCAAGAAGAACACUCGACUCUGUGUGAGAUUCUACUCUGCUGUCAGCUGUAUUUAUGCCAAUAUAUGUUUUGUUUGGGCUUUUUUUUUUUUUUUUUUUUAGCUUUAUGCAUGUUUUUUUUUUCUGCUCUGCAGCCAAGUCUGCCACGACCCCUUGACAUCAUUGGUCCUCUUAGCAAUAUGAUUUUCUUGACUUGUUGAAACAUGUUUAUUCAUCUCAGCAAUAAUUUGAGGUUUAUGUCAACAAAAACUCUGUUAAUUUUAUUUUUGGUCAGACACAUGAAAGUAGUGUUGUGCUGCACUUUGCAGUUUGGAGUCAUUGUUUAGAAUCUGCAUCUAAAUGAUGUUCAUUAAAUGAGAUCGUUAGAAGAAGAGACUGCGGGAUCCCCCUGUGGUCUAGAUACUGGUGGCGGUAGAGGAGAAUAAGCAGAUGAUGAUGACGCUGAUAAAGAAUUUGGAUCAAGCUCAAGGAUGGUGGACAUGGGGGAGGAGCAGGAGUAGAUUACAAUAUGUUGUAAUGGAACUAGAGGCGUCGUAGAUCACCCGGGUAGGAUAGGGUAGAUAGGCGACAUGUGACAGCAUGAAAACAGCCAAAGUAACAAAGAAAAUGGAGAAGCAAGGAUAUCAACAAGAGGAAUGUCACAGAUCGGCUCUUUCUUACUGAAAUCAAACACAUUUUGAAAUAAGGGAGGGGGACUUUUUGAAGGAAAAAGUGUGACAAAUGAAGCUAAAAGUGACACCAAAGAGGGAUGAUGUCCUUUUGUCCUAGAUGAAGGUGCAGAAUAAUGAUUGGACCCUGAAAAGAAACAAAUGAGAGCAGACAUUUCAGAGGAUUUAUUUUUUUUUAAGAAAAAAGCUUCAUAAAAACAGAGUACCACUGAGAAAUAUCAUAAAGAGCCUUGUCCUGUUUGCUUGUCUGUGUGCGUCCCUUUGCCGCUCAGACUGCUGCUGCCAUACAUGAAGCAUAGCAUCAAAGAAUAAUAUUUCUGCCUUUCAUUACAAAACAUUAAAAUGUAUGACCUUAGCAGCGGCCUGAGUGACAUACAGAGACACAAGAAACACAGAGACAGAUGAGCUUUGAUAUCGCAGCAGGAUAGUCGUGUUUUCAAUUUACAUCAGAAUUUAUGGAAAAAAAUAUAACAUCUUACGAGCAGACUUUGAAAUAAUUGCUACACCGUGCUGCUGAGGACGGUGCUCUCUGUUGGUGUCGUCGUACGUCAGGCAGCAUCUCAUAUUCUUCUGUAGCACACUUGGCUUGGGAUAACAGAUCUUGUGUAAAAAUGAUUUUUAAGUACCUAAAUUAGAUUUUUAAUGAAUUAAACUUAUUAUUCGCAUUGUUUCUAUGGCUUAUUGACAAAAAACAUUCGUUUGGCUGAUGUUCAUGCUCUGGGCACUAAUGCUUUGCACUGCAGUUAUUAUAUGUAUACAUAUUUUAUGUCUUUCUAUUUUUACGAUCAGAUAUUAUCAUUUCAAUUUAAACUUCUCACUAUAGCCUUAAUGGGAAUACAUCUAAUGCAUAUUUACUGUGUAUGUACAGCAGCUGAUGCUAUUCUACUGUGGUAUUGGCAUAGUUUCAGUUCAGUGUGAACGGCAGCAUUAAAGUUGUGCACAAUUCUUCGUCCAGAAUUGAAUUUUUUUAAGCAAAUCCAUAAUCAAGAAACCAUCACAGCUGUAAAUCAUUGUGAACAGGAUAAUGACUGUAUUGUUGUUUGUUAUUGAUUUUUUAUGACUUUAAAUCAAUGUUUUCAAGCUUUGGAAUGUUGUUGGUAAGAAAAGCCAGAAGGGGGCAGUGUUGUGUAAAGAAAGAAGUUUGAGCAGCAGACGAACAGUGUGUUGUUUACUGUACAUGGCUGUAAUGGAUGGGACUGAAACAGUUUAUAUAAUACAUUUCAACAAUCCUA